AUGGCUCAUUUUGCCAUUGGAGUCAGGUAUAUAUCGGCUUUAGGUGAUCCAGGAAUGAGAAGGGAUGGCCUUAGAUUGGCAAUAGAAUCAUGGAAUCAGUGCAAUGAAGUUGGAGAAGAAGUUCCUCAAAUGGGCAGCCCAAGAGCAGCUGAUUGUUUUGACAUUUAUAAGGCUUCUCCAAAGGUAGAAGAGAAGAACUGCUCUCUCUGCAAUUUUCCUCCCUAUACUUUGGUCCAUAGAGUCACUGAAGAUGACAACAAGCUUGGCUCUGGCGAUACCUUUCUUGGAAUACAUCCACAUGCCUUGCACAAUGCAAACCUUUAUGCUGCAGAGAAAGAGUUGUAUUUGGGAUCUAAAUGUGAAGUAAAAGACACCCCAAAUCCAUGGCAGUUUUGGAUGAUCAUGCUUAAGAAUGGGAAUAUGGACACCUUGGCUGCUAAGUGCCCACACAAUGGCCACAAAGUUGGACCUUUUGUGUCGGAUGGUACUUUUCCCUGCUUUGGGACAGGUUGCAUGAACCAACCAUUGAUUUAUCAUAACUAUACCACAUUGCAAGGGCCUACUAGGACUAUGCUCAGGGGAAGGUUUUUUGGAUCAUGGGACCUAGAUGUUGAUUUGAGUUUUGGAUUAGAGCAAAACAAAUCUUACUACUCGGUGACCUGGCAGAAGGAAAUUAGCAAAGGAAGUUGGGUUUUUCACCACAUCCUGAGAACCUCAAUAAAGUAUCCAUGGUUAAUGCUUUACUUUAGAUCGGAUGCCACAACUGGUUUUUCUGGUGGAUAUCAUUACCCGUCAAGGGGAAUGUCCAAAAUUAUUCCAGAAUCACCAAACUUCAAAGCGAGAUUCACCCUGAAUGUCCUGAGGGGUGGGGGGCCAAGCAGCCAGUUUUACCUGAUUGACAUUGGAGGCUGUUGGAAGAACAAUGGCAAGCCAUGUGAUGGUGAUGCAAACUCAGAUGUUACAAGAUAUAGUGAAAUGAUUAUUAAUCCAAACACAACUGCAUGGUGCCAAGCAAACAAGCUCAACCUGUGUCCACCUUAUCACACAUUCGCCAACGGGACACGAGUCCAUCGCAGUGAUACUGCUCACUUCCCUUAUGCAGCCUACCACUUGUACUGCUCUCCUGGAAAUGGAGAACAUCUUGAGGCUCCUUACACUUUGUGUGAUCCAUAUAGCAAUCCUCAGCCACAAGAGAUAUUGCAGCUUUUGCCACAUGCAGUAUGGGGUGAAUAUGGUUAUCCUACCAAGCAGGGUGAUGGUUGGAUUGGAAAUCCAAAGACAUGGGACCUUGAUGUUGGGAGACUUUCACAAUCCCUUUACUUUUAUCAGGAUCCAGGCACUGCACCAGCUAGAAGGCAAUGGACAUCAGUUGAUUUAGGAACAGAAAUUUUCAAAGACCCUCAACAAGUUGCUGAAUGGACUGUCACUGACUUCGACAUCCUCAUAUCCAAGCAAUGA
Abrus precatorius (Indian licorice) is the source of this 1458-nucleotide messenger RNA. RefSeq lists its product as uncharacterized. NCBI's taxonomy places the organism in Eukaryota, Viridiplantae, Streptophyta, Magnoliopsida, Fabales, Fabaceae. Bases 1 to 1458 code for a protein of 485 amino acids. The record is from RefSeq and is a predicted model, not a curated record. The transcript has 4 exons.